This is a messenger RNA of Saprolegnia diclina VS20, 975 nucleotides long. RefSeq lists its product as hypothetical. The record is from RefSeq and is a predicted model, not a curated record. Lineage: Eukaryota; Oomycota; Saprolegniomycetes; Saprolegniales; Saprolegniaceae. The coding region runs from base 72 to 818 and encodes 248 amino acids. The transcript has a single exon. Gene Ontology annotation, molecular function: RNA binding; ribonuclease T2 activity.
GUUUUCUAUCGUUCCAGCGCCAGCGUCCAUUGAUCGCACAUAAGAACUUACCGUUGCCUGGCAAGGAUACGAUGCAGCUCGCGAUCCUGUUCGUGUCUCUGAGUGCGAUUGCGGCCAUCGCUGCAGCGUACCCUUCCUUGCGUGCUGUGCCGAACCCGUCGGCGUUUGGCGAUCAAGACGUGUGGGUCUUCUCCCGAGUGUGGUAUCCCGAGAUUUGCGCCACGACGCCCGGGAAAGCGGUCUGCGCGGCGCCACCAAGCUUUCUCAAAAAUCACUUGGUCGCGGGCGACUUGAUUCCGGCGUACAAGGACGGAUCGAUGCAGUCGGGCUUGUGCCGCUACGAGUACGGCACGUUUCGUCCCACCAACAUUGCGCUUGUCGGCCAAGACAAGCUCGCGCAGUACUGGCCCAACCCCGAGGCGACCGACGCCAGUGCCAUGUGGUCGGGCGGCUUUGACGGCAACACGCCCGAGUAUGCGUGGACGUGCGGCGGCUUGCACCAAGGCGCCUACUUGCAAAAGAUUGUCGACCUCACGAUUGCGCUCGGGACGCCGUCGAUCUUGAGUGACCACGUUGGCGACGCGGUCGACACGGUGGCUCUGCGCUCGGCGCUCACGACGGCAACGGGCGCGGCGCCCGUUUUGAUCUGUCAUGGAGACGACCUCGCUCGCGUCUUGACGUGCUACGGGAAGGCCCAACCCGACUUGCAUGCGACGUCGGACCCGAGCUAUGGACCUACGGACGCGAUCGCGUGCCCGCCAGGAUGGCAAAAACAAGACUCGUGCGCGGGCAAGACCGUGCACGUGACAUCAUUCUAAGCGCGACACCGUAGCUUUUUCGAAUUCUAACCUCCAUGUAUGGCUCAUUGUGCUCUUCGUGAGACGAAGAUGAGAUUGUCAGUCUCGCAAAAACAGACGCAAGCGGUCGACCAUGAUGCAGCCAACACGUUGAAGAUCUAUAUGAAAAUGAGCUUCU